Messenger RNA from Podospora bellae-mahoneyi, 669 nucleotides. RefSeq lists its product as uncharacterized. The transcript is spliced from 2 exons. Lineage: Eukaryota; Fungi; Ascomycota; Sordariomycetes; Sordariales; Podosporaceae. The record is from RefSeq and is a predicted model, not a curated record. The coding region runs from base 490 to 669 and encodes 59 amino acids.
CUUCUUAACGAUCUGUUCUAUUUACGCACAGUUUCUAUUGAAUGACAACGGACUCUUAUGAACACUCUUUUAAAAAAUCUGCUUCUACCGCAGGCUGUCAUCGCAACCUGAUGUCUGUCACAAGUGGGGGUGGGUUUUGAGGUCGUAGAAGGCAACUCCUCCAGGUUGUCAAACGGUUUAUCCCUGGACUUGGGGCUCAAUACAGCAUUACUUACCAUUGACUUCAUUUUAGCUUAAGUGCCCCUUGAUUCUGGCCAUAAUACUGUUACACCAAGUUCAACCAGCCGCGACAGAUGGUCGACCGGGCUGCUACGGCACAACCGUCAUGCUGAUCAUCAUGGCAAAGCCAAAACAUAUGUGCAGAAGACUAUGACUGAGCCGAUGGCGAAUCUUAAUUCAUCUAUUUUCCAUCAAACCAUACGGCACAGCAGCAGCUAGAGUAGCACUUGGCCACAUCGCCAACUUUAGGUCGCCGAACCUAAGAACAAGAUGGGAGCCUUGAUCAACAGGCUUAAAGUGCCUAGUCAUGAGCCCAGCACCAACAAUCGCUCCAUUGUCCUGGGCUGGAGGCAAUACCACAUGAACACCCGCAUCAAGAUCAUGGGCCAUAUUCUGGGGCUUCGUUUGGCCAUGAAAUUACAUCCACCACCAAAGAAAAGUCUCCGGUAA